This is a messenger RNA of Megalops cyprinoides (Indo-Pacific tarpon), 4615 nucleotides long. RefSeq names its product oxysterol binding protein-like 11 (gene osbpl11). The transcript has 13 exons. Gene Ontology annotation, cellular component: cytosol; membrane; intracellular membrane-bounded organelle. The record is from RefSeq and is a predicted model, not a curated record. Bases 337 to 2454 code for a protein of 705 amino acids. Gene Ontology annotation, molecular function: sterol binding. Lineage: Eukaryota; Metazoa; Chordata; Actinopteri; Elopiformes; Megalopidae.
CAUCUCCAGUCAUGUUCAUGGAGGCUGAGAGCCGGGAAGCACUGUAAACAACGAACUCAUACAGAAAAUAGAUCACUUUCUUCCAUGAGACAUGGAGCAGUACAUGAUAUCUGCAUUCGGUAGGACGGAACAGAAUGUUUUCCGCUAGUGUAUGUACAAGAUCUUAUUUGUCAGCGGUUGAGAAGGCCUGCUCUAGCUAGCAAUAGCCAAGGGCCCUAUUGCAGGGGUGGUGGCGGUGGAUAUUCAGCUAGCUAACGUUAGCUAGCUCGCUGCUCCAUUUCUGUCGCACCACAGAAUAAAAUUCCUCCCGAUCUGUGCCGGUCCGGGGAAAUCACGAUGCAGGGGGAAACUGCAGCAAUACGAAUAUCCGAAGGCGACGGGAAGCUGGAUGUUUACACACCGAGUCGGACUCUGAGCUCUGGGAGGGGAAGUUCAAAAAGCUGGCAGUACAGUGAUCACAUGGAAAACAUUGACGGCUACCUGAUGAAGUACACCAACCUGGUGACCGGAUGGCAGUACCGGUUCUUUGUCUUGAACAACGAGGCCGGGGUGCUGGAGUACUUUGUAAAUGAGCAGUCCCGUCCCCAGAAGCCUCGUGGAACGCUGCCCCUGGCCGGCGCCGUCAUCUCGCCCAGUGACGAGGACUCGCACACCUUCACCGUCAACGCCAUCAGCGGAGAGCAGUACAAGCUCAGAGCCACUGACGCCAAAGAGAGGCAGCACUGGGUGAGCAGGCUCCAGAUCUGCACGCAGCACCACACGGAGGCCAUGGGCAAGAGUAACCCUCCCCUGAAGCCUCGCAGCUUCUCCAUGACCUCCCAGGGUAGCGGCAGCUCCCCCGCAUCUCAGCGCCGCCCCAGCCACAACCCCACCUCCUUCUUCAACCUAUCGCAGCAGAGCACUGGCUCCUCCCUCUACGCCAGCAAGAGGUCCCUGCUGCCCGACCACCUGGUGGAUGCCCGUGAGAUGAUGUCCCAGGCCCAGGGCCAGCACAGAGACCUGAUCCAGACGAUCGAGGGCCUGCCUGCUGCUCCUGGCCUGUCCCCUCUGGACCAGGACCUGCUGCUGCUGAAGGCCACCUCCAUGGCCACGCUCAGCUGCCUGAACGACUGCUUCCACAUCCUGCAGCUGCAGCAGGUGGCCCGACAGAAAGUCCCUCUAGGAGGGCCAACCAUCGAGUGGCUGGGACCCAAGCUGCCCGAUAUCCUGAAGAACGGCGCGGCCCUGCCCUGCCUCUCGGAGGGGGAAAGCAAGACGGACACAGCCAGCCUGGAGCGCCUGAACACGGAGCCCGGCGACUUCGCCAGGGAGCAGGAGGAAAUUGACCCGGAGGAUGAGGUGGAGGAUACCUUCACGGAUGAAGAGGAUGACCUGGGGGCAGUAGAAGAGGAGCGCAGCGUUAUCCUGCACCUGCUGUCCCAGCUCAAGCUGGGCAUGGACCUCACCCGGGUGGUGCUGCCUACCUUCAUCCUGGAAAAGCGUUCUCUCCUGGAGAUGUAUGCUGACUUCAUGUCACAUCCAGACCUAUUCGUGGCAGUGACGGACGGGGCAGGGCCCGAGGAGCGCAUGGUGCGCUUUGUGGAGUACUACCUCACCUCCUUCCACGAGGGCCGGCGGGGCGCCGUGGCCAAGAAGCCCUACAACCCCAUCAUUGGGGAGACCUUCCACUGCUCGUGGCGCGUGCCAGCCCGGCGUGAGGACGGCCCCCGGGACAGCUGCCUGGUGCGCUUCGUGGCCGAGCAGGUGUCCCACCACCCGCCCGUGUCGGGCUUCUACGCCGAGUGCCCCGAGCGCCGCAUGUGUGUCAACACUCACGUGUGGACCAAGAGCAAGUUCAUGGGCAUGUCCAUCGGGGUGUCCAUGGUGGGGGAAGGCUGCCUGUACCUGCUGGAGCAUGACGAGGAGUACACCUUCACCCUACCCUGUGCCUACGCCCGCUCCAUCCUGACUGUUCCCUGGGUGGAGCUGGGAGGCAAGGUCACCGUCACCUGUGCCAAGACGGGCUACUCGGCUGCCAUCACCUUCCAGACCAAGCCCUUCUACGGAGGCAAACUGCACAAAGUGACGGCAGAGGUGAAGCACAACGUUACCAACGCGGUGGUGUGCCGUGUGCAGGGCGAGUGGAACGGCAUGCUGGAGUUCAGCUACAGCAACGGGGAAACGCGGGUGGUAGACGUCACCAAGCUCCCUGUCACCAAAAAGCGGCUCCGCCCCAUUGAGCAGCAGGGGUCCUAUGAAUCCAGGCGAUUGUGGCAGCACGUGACAGAGUCCCUGCGCCAGAAGGAUAUGGACAAAGCCACGGAGCACAAGCGCCACCUAGAGGAGAGACAGAGAACAGAGGAGAGGCAUCGCGCUGAGACGGAGACGCCAUGGAGGACCAGAUACUUUGAACGUGAGGGUGACGGCUGGGUAUAUUACAAACCGCUGUGGAAGACUGCAGUCACGAACCCCUGAAGCCCGCCUCCCUCCUCAGUCCUUCAGAUCACACCUCUUUACAACUGCAUUGAGUUUCAACAUAGCCUCCAGGCAUGUUCUUAUUCUGUGUUUAUUUUUAACGGUUAAGACAGACCCACUACUUCUCAAUUCCCAAAAUUAUAGAUGUGUAUGGCACCGACGUGUGACACAAUGAGACAAAACUGUCCUGCUUCAAUUUUUCUGUGUGGAGGACAGAGAAACCGGACAAAGGUGCAUAUUUUGUAAGGUCUGAUUGAUACUUUUGUAUAAUCGCUUAUUAAAACAGUCGUCAGAUCAACAUGUAUUCCUGUACAUACUUAGAUUACUCAAGUGAUGCUGCCUUAAACCUGACAGGUGCUGGCAGCAAAGUGCAGUGCAAUCUGGGUAAUUCCUGAGGAUCUGGAAUGAGGGGUGUUUGUAUCUUAUCAGGGAGUUUGUGUAGGCCAUGCUAUGGCCAAGAGAGGCACGGGCUAACCUUGUGCUCCGAUUUUGUUCCCCACGUUUAUGUCACACGGAGAAACCCAAGGUCACGCAGCCGUAAAAAACAGGUGGAUCUCAGGCAGGAGACUGAGGACAAGAGGCCAUGACCGAACCAAAUUCUGAUGCAUCCGAGCAUCUGGGAUGACGAGGCACUGCUUUGCUUCACAAUUCCCACCAGUUCACUCAGCUUUUAUCCUGGUAAUUUUUGGACUCGGGCUGAUGAGCAUUGUGCAUUACGCACAGGCACCUGGCAAGAAAAACAACUUGAGUUUACAGUUAAUUCAGGUUUCUGUUGCAGGGGAAUGCUUUUUUCCAGGAGAGGGAAGACGCAGAUAGUAAAGCAGAUUUGUGAUUAUAGGGUAGGUAGAAGUUUGAGACUUGACUUAAGCGUUGGAAAGAUUUGCCCUCCAAAUGGCGGGUGCACUUUUGUUUUGUUUUUUGUUCUUGCAUGAGGGUGUUGAGGCAGGCCAUGGGGCAGAGAACCUCACCAAGAAAGAUGAAAUUGACCAGGGCUAAUAAAGCUAGAUUUCCCUUAGGGGUGAGGUUUAUAAAAAGAUUGUUUGCUUUUCACCGACACCAUGGUUUUCAGAAGGUUUGUACUGAUGUGCACAUUUGAUUGGAAAAUAUUCAGUCUCCCAUUAUGCUUUCAUUCCCAGGCCUGUUGCCUACAUUGAGAUUAUUUCAACAGAAUUUGUUUAUUAAGCAGGCUAACCCAUGUUUUAUGUAGAGGGGUUGUGAGGGUUAUGAUGUACUCUAUCUCCUUAACUGUUAUUCAUUCACUCUAACUUGCUCACUGCUGGCCAUUAAAUGUGUGAGUCACUUAAGUAGCUGGAACAGGACUUCAGUCUGUCCUAAAAAUGAAAUUGAGGAUGAUCAUUUCCACAGCUGGCAAAAAUCUGAGGAAAAUUGGUAAAAUGAUAGGGAAAUCUACUGGGAGUGUAACAACAAAACAUUAGGAUUGUUAGCUACAUUGAACCGAGUUGAAGGGAGUUUAUAUCAACCAGUUCAAGUCAGUCACAGCUUCUUUUUUUGCCACUUUGUCAUCUUUGUCACGAUUUGCCGUUUUGUUUCUCUGUGCGUUUGUUUUCCUUGGUGUACGCUAAGCCUCACCGAUUCAUUCAACGCGCAAAAUGAGCGCCAGGGGAUUAAGCAUGUCCUGCGCAGCUAAUCACGUUCCACCCGCAGGACUUCGUUUUAGCGAUGGGUGGAGUUCAUUGAAACAGUGUUCCACGCGUGCACGUGUGCGUUUUCCUCUUUUGUUUAUAGGCUAGCCUCUCCUACAGCGUUGUGCCUUAAGCCGUUCCUUCUCGCGUUCGUCUUCCAGUUCGUGAAUGUGACAUAUCUUCCAGACGUCUUAAAGUUCUCGUUUGUUCGCCUCCCUGUCCCGAGCUAUGAAUGACGCCAUGACUUAUUCGGAUAUGUUUUUACUUGGACGUCUGCCUAGAGACAGUGGGCAGUGGCUGUGUGGAGAUCGGCGAGUUGAAAUGUUUCCCAGCUCGGUUCAGUGGGAGGUCUUCUCCAAUGCGAAUCCGGAGUGGUGUUAAAUGCAUAUCGAUUUUGUUUUUGAGUCAUUCUGUAUGUCUUGCUAACCUGUGAAAUGCACUGACAUUUAAUUUAAUACAACACUCCUUGUAGACCUAGAUAAGUGUGGUAAUGAAUGAAUAAAAACACUGCUAAUCCA